This is a messenger RNA of Coregonus sp. 'balchen', 12666 nucleotides long. Lineage: Eukaryota; Metazoa; Chordata; Actinopteri; Salmoniformes; Salmonidae. The record is from the annotation of a GenBank genome assembly.
AUGUGUGAAUCAGUAGGUAAACUGUCAUUUAGAUGUAAUGUAAGUUAGCUGAACUUGAUCUCAGACUCAGGCCAUCACACAAUACAGUAAGGAAAGCUCUAAUGGGUGCCAUGUCAGCCACUGUGACUUUUCUGUAGUCUCAGGUCCAAAACACAUUUCACAUUGAGUAGUCUACAUUUCAAUAAAAGCUAAAUUGCGCAUAUUCACCUGCAUGAUGUAUGAUUGACGUAGACCAAUGAUAGAUGAAAACCAGCUGUCACAGUGAUAACAAGCCAACUGAUGGGGAAGAUCACAAUAAUUACGAAUGACAUACAAUCACAUAGCUUGGUCUUAGUGAAAUACUAAUAGUUACAAUCAUGUUAUAUGCUAGCAUACUUCAAGAGAAUAUAAAUUACAAAUGUGUGUGUUUAAAACAUGACAAAAGUCCUCCCUCUAAGUUCUCCUCAAGAGUCAUAUUUAGGCCUACCAUUUGAACAAGGCAUUAUGCGAACCACGUAGGCAAAUUCUCUAGCAUCUUAAUUUUUCAAUUAGCAUGCCUCUUGUGCUCUAAACAUAUGCAAAAACAGCAGGGCAUAAUUUUAAAUGCAACUUUAAUGGUGAGUCUAAUUAGUGUAAAUUGGUAGGCUUGUAAACUCUGAGAAAUUUGAAUACAGCUCGAUAUCAAUCUAUCCUUACAUGGAUGGUGUAUCAAUACACCGUAUAUAGAUUUUCUAUUGUGUUAUUGACUGUACGUUUUGUUUAUUCCAUAUGUAACUCUGUGUUUGUUGUUUUUAUCGCACUGCUUUGCUUUAUCUUGGCCAGGUCGCAGUUGUAAAUGAGAACUUGUUCUCAACUGGCUUACCUGGUUAAAUAAAGGUGAAAUAAAAAUUAAAAAAUAAACACCCAAUCACUACAAAGAUACAGGCGUCUGUCCUAACUCAGAUGCCAGAGAGGAAGGAAACCGCUCAGGGAUUUCACCAUGAGGCCAAUGGUGACUUUAAAACAGUUACAGAGUUUAAUGGCUGUGAUAGGAGAAAACUGAGGAUGGAUUAAAAACAUUGUAAUUACUCCACAAUACUAACCUAAAUGACAGAGUGAAAAGAAGGGAGCCUAUACAGAAUAAAAAAUAUUCCAAAACAUGCGUCCUGUUUGCAAUAGGGCACUAAAGUAAAACUGCAAAAAAUGUGGCAAAGAAACGAACUUAUGUCCUGAGUACAAAACGUUAUGUUUGGGGCAAAUCCAACACAACACAUCACUGAGCACCACUCUUCAUAUUUUCAAGCAUGGUCGUGGCUGCAUCAUGUUAUGGGUAUGCUUGUCAUCGGCAAGGACUAGGGAGCUUUUCUUUGGAUAAAAAUAAAUGGAAUAGAGCUAAGCACAGGCAAAAUCCUAGAGGAAAACCUGGUUCACUCUUCUUUCCAACAGACACUGGGAGACAAAUUCACCUUCAACAGGGCAACAACCUAAAACACAAGGCCAAAUAUACACUACAGUUGCUUACCAAGACGACAUUGAAUGUUCCUCAGUGGCCUACUUUCAGUUUUGACUUAAACUGUCUUGAAAAUGGCUGUCUAGCAAUGAUCAACAACCAAUUUGACAGAGCUUGAAGAAUUAAAAAAAUAAUAAUUUGCAAAUAUUGUACAAUCCAGGUGUGCAAAGCUCUUAGAGACUUACCAGAAAGACUCACAGCUGUAAUCGCUGCCAAAGGUGAUUCUAACAUGUAUUGACUCAGGGGGUUGAGUGAGGGAAAAAAGUAUUUGAUCCCCUGCUGAUUUUGUACGUUUUCCCACUGACAAAGAAAUGAUCAGUCUAUAAUUUUAAUGGUAGGUUUAUUUGAACAGUGAGAGACAGAAUAACAAAAAAUCCAGAAAAACGCAUGUCAAAAAUGUUAUAAAUGUAUUUGCAUUUUAAUGAGGGAAAUAAGUAUUUGACCCCUCUGUAAAACAUGACUUAGUACUUGGUGGCAAAACCCUUGUUGGCAAUCACAGAGGUCAGACGUUUCUUGUAGUUGGCCACCAGGUUUGCACACAUCUCAGGAGGGAUUCUGUUCCACUCCUCUUUGCAGAUCUUCUCAAGUCAUUAAGGUUUCGAGGCUGAUGUUUGGCAACUCGAACCUUCAGCUCCCGCCACAGAUUUUCUAUGGGAUUAAGGUCUGGAGACUGGCUAGGCCACUCCAGGACCUUAAUGUGCUUCUUCUUGAGCCACUCCUUUGUUGCCUUGGCCGUGUGUUUUGGGUCAUUGUCAUGCUGGAAUACCCAUCCACGACCCAUUUUCAAUGCCCUGGCUGAGGGAAGGAGGUUCUCACCCAAGAUUUGACGGUACAUGGCCCUAUCCAUCGUCCCUUUGAUGCGGUGAAGUUGUCCUGUCCCCUUAGCAGAAAAACACCCCCAAAGCAUAAUGUUUCCACCUCCAUGUUUGACGGUGGGGAUGGUGUUCUUUGGGUCAUAGGCAGCAUUCCUCCUCCUCCAAACACAGCGAGUUGAGUUGAUGCCAAAGACCUCGAUUUUGGUCUCAUCUGACCACAACACUUUCACCCAGUUCUCCUCUGAAUCAUUUGGAUGUUCAUUGGCAAACUUCAGACGGCCCUGUAUAUGUGCUUUCUUGAGCAGGGGGACCUUGCGGGCGCUGCAGGAUUUCAGUCCUUCACGGCGUAGUGUGUUACCAAUUGUUUUCUUGGUGACUAUGGUCCCAGCUGCCUUGAUAUCAUUGACAAGAUCCUCCCGUGUAGUUCUGGGCUGAUUCCUCACCGUUCUCAUGAUCAUUGCAACUCCACAAGGUGAGAUCUUGCAUGGAGCCCCAGGCCGAGGGAGAUUGACAGUUAUUUUGUGUUUCUUCCAUUUGCGAAUAAUCGCACCAACUGUUGUCACCUUCUCACCAAGCUGCUUGGUGAUGGUCUUGUAGCCCAUUCCAGCCUUGUGUAGGUCUACAAUCUUGUCCCUGACAUCCUUGGAGAGCUCUUUGGUCUUGGCCAUGGUGGAGAGUUUGGAAUCUGAUUGAUUGAUUGCUUCUGUGGACAGGUGUCUUUUAUACAGGUAACAAGAUGAGAUUAGGAGCACUCCCUUUAAAAGUGUGCUCCUAAUCUCAGCUCGUUACCUGUAUUAAAGACACCUGGGAGCCAGAAAUCUUUCUGAUUGAGAGGGGGUCAAAUACUAAUUUCCCUCAUUAAAAUGCAAAUCAAUUUCUAACAUUUUUGACAUGCAUUUUUCUGGAUUUUUUGUUGUUGUUAUUAUGUCUCUCAUUGUUCAAAUAAACCUACCAUUAAAAUUUUAGACUGAUCAUUUCUUUGUCAGUGGGCAAACGUACAAAAUCAGCAGGGGAUCAAAUACUUUUUUCCCUCUGUAUUAUUGUUGUAUUUUUCUUAAUCUUUUUCUUAAAUUUUUUACAAAUGGUUGAAUUUCUCUUACACUUUGACAUUACAGAGUAUUGUGUGUAGAUCAUUGAGAAAAAAUUACAAUUAAAUCCAUUGUAAUCCCACCUUGUCACACAACAAAAUGUGGAAAAGGUCAAGGGGUGUGAACACUUUCUGAAGGCCCUGUAUCUUCAUUUACUCCCAUGUACACAGACUUGCAGGUGCAGCAAAAUGCUUGUGUUCCAACUCCAACAGUGCAGUAAUACCUAGUAAUACAAAACAAUACACACACACGUGUAUGUAUGUGUGUCUUUCGGAGGGGUUGGGUUAAAAGCGGAACUCAAAUUUCGUUUGGACUUUGUGUGCAAUUGACCAAUAACGUAAUCUUAACUAAGAGUUUUUGCUAGAUAGUUAUAGCUUUUCUUAUUUUUUUCUGCAUCCAUCUGUAUAUUCAAGUCAACUGCCUACCACUGAUUACCUUGCUGUAAAUCAGUGCGGUUCAAUUCCGGUCCUGGAGGGACAAAACACUUCUGUUUUUUUUAAUUGCACUCACCUGGUGUCCCAGGUCUGAAUUAGUCCCUGAUUAGAAGUAGACAGGGCCGAUUCCAGGCAUAAGCGACAGAAGCGGUCGCUUAGGGCCCCUGGCCACUAGAGGGCUCCCCCCCCAAAAAUAAAAAAAAUAAAAGGAACUCAGUUGGGGUCUCAACUUACUAUUGAGAGUAAGAAUAGUAGAAAUCUUGUUGUGCAUCAGCAGUUUUUCUCUUGCUAUGUCAGUCACUGACAGUCACUCAAUUAGCCAUGUCAGCUAACAAUUUUUAGAUUGGUAGUUAGUCUAGCCAGCUAUCUAAACUUGUAGUAAUCAUGGCCGAACACCGACCGAGCACACAGGGCACGCGCCCAGGGGCCCCAACCUCCAGGGGGCACCCAUUCAUUUUGUUAGUCAUUCUCACUCAGAUAUCAUAUUAACAUGGCAUAAGUCAUUACAAAAUGUGCAGAAUUGCAGGAAAUUAGCUUUAAAACGGCAAAAAUGUCUCUCCACACCAUGGCAAAUUGGGUAGAAUUGCAGAAAACUUGCUUUAAAGGUCCAAUGCAACCGUUUUUAUCUCAUUCUCAAAUCUGGGUAACAAUUAAGUACCUUACUGUGAUUGUUUUAAUUUUGCUAUGAUUGUCUGGGAGUGGUCUCAGUUGGGAGGGGAACACUGAAAAUUAGCUGCUAUUGGCAGAGAGGUUUGGAACUCUCUCUCUUAUUGGUCUAUUAACAAAUUUAAUGCAUGGUGAUGUCACCAUGGAAGGCCACAACUCCAUCCCACCAAAAUAGGCUGAAAUUUCAGGCGGCCUUUUCAAACAGCUCUUACACUAAAUGGGCAUUAUCAUCAUGUUUACAAUUUCACAGUAUUAUUCCAACCUCAUAGUGUGGAUAUAUAUAUACUGAACAAAAAUAUAAAGGCAACACGUAAAGUGUUGGUCCCAUGUUUCAUGAGCUGAAAUAAAAGAUCCCAGAAAUGUUCCAAAUUUCAUUACAUUCCUGUUAGCGAGCAUUUCUCCUUCGCCAAGAUAAUCCAUCCACCUGACAGGUGUGACAUAUCAAGAAGCUGAUUAAAUAGCAUGAUCAUUACACAGGUGCACCUUGUGCUGGGGACAAUAAAAGGCCACUAUAAAAUGUGCAGUUUUGUCACACAACAGAAUGCCACAAUUGGCAUGCUGACUGCAGGAAUGUCCACCAGAGCUGAUGCCAGAGUAUUGAAUGUUUAUUUCUCUACCAUAAGCCACCUCCAACGUUGUUUUAGAGAAUUUGGCAGUACGUCCAACCGGCCUCACAACUGCAGACCACGUGUAACCACGCCAGCCCAGAAACUCCACAUCCGGCUUCUUCACCUGCGGAAUCGUCUGAGAGCAGGCACCCGGACAGCUGAUGAAACUGUGGGUUUGCACAACCGAAUAAUUUCUGCACAAACGCUCAGAAACCGUCUCAGGGAAGCUCAUCUGCUUGCUCGUCGUCCUCACCAGGGUCUUGACCUGACUGCAGUUCAGCGUCGUAACUGACUUCAGUGGGCAAAUGCUCACCUUCGAUGGCCACUGGCAUGAUGGAGAAGUGUGCUCUUCACGGAUGAAUCCCGGUUUCAACUGUACCGGGCAGAUGGCAGACAGCGUGUAUGCCUUCGUGUGGGCGAGCGGUUUGCUGAUGUCAACGUUGUGAACACAGUGCCCCAUGGUGGCGGUGGGGUUAUGGUAUGGGGAGGCAUAAGCUACGGACAACGAACAUAAUUGCAUUUUAUCGAUGGCAAUUUGAAUGCACAGAGAUACCGUGAUGAGAUCCUGAGGCCCAUUGUCGUGCCAUUCAUCCACUGCCAUCACCUCAUGUUUCAGCAUGAUUAUGCAUGGCCCCAUGUCGCAAGGAUCUGUACACAAUUCCUGGAAGCUGAAAAUGUCCAAGUUCUUCCAUGGUCUGCAUACUCACCAGACAUGUCACCCAUUGAGCAUGUUUGGGAUGCUCUUCAUCGACGUAUACGACAGCGUUCUAGACAAUAUUCAGCAACUUCUCACAGCCAUUGAAGAGGAGUGGGACAACAUUCCAUAGGCCACAGUCAACAGCCUGAUCAACUCUAUGUGAAAGAGAUGUGUCGCGCUGCAUGAGGCAAAUUUACAUUUACAUUUUAGUCAUUUAGCAGACGCUCUUAUCCAGAGCGACUUACAGUUAGUGAAUACAUUUUUUUUUUUUUUUUUUUUUUUUUUUUUUUUAUACUGCUCCCCCGUGGGAAUCGAACCCACAACCCUGGCGUUGCAAACGCCAUGCUCUAUCAACUGAGCCACAUCCCUGCCGGCCAUUCCCUCCCCUACCCUGGACGACGCUGGGCCAAUUGUGCGCCGCCCAUGAGUCUCCCGGUCACGGCCGGCUGCGACAGAGCCUGGAUUCGAACCAGGAUCUCUAGUGGCACAGUUAGCACUGCGAUGCAGUGCCUUAGACCACUGCGCCACUCAGGAGUUAUGGUGGUCACACCAGAUACUGACUGGUUUUCUGAUCCAUGCUCCUACCUUUUUUAAGGUUUCUGUGACAAUAGGAUGCAUGUAUGUAUUCCCAGUCAUGUGAAAUCCAUAGAUUAGGGCCUAAUAGGGCUCAAUUGACUCAUUUCCUUAUAUGAACUGUAACUCAGUAAAAUCUUUGAAAUUGUUGCACGUUGCAUUGAUGUUUUUGUUCAGUGUAGAAAACACUGGACCUUUAAAAUGGCCACAUUGUCUCUAUAUCCCAUGGCAAAAUGUGUAGAAUUGCAGGAAAUGAAUUUUCUCUCCACCAUCAAGAGGACAAGAGGAGGCCCACUCAAGGUGGUGCCCCCCCCCCGCAACCAAAUCUCGCUUAGGGCCCCCAAAAGGCUAGAGCUGGCCCUAGAAGUAGAGGAUGAAAAACAUAAGUGUUUUGGCCUUUCAGGACCGGAAUUCAACAGCCCUGCUGUAAAUGAAACACCUGACUUGGUCUGAAAUAAGACUGUUGUCCUUCCUGCCAUCUCCUGGGGCCAUGAGACACGUUACUUUCUCACACACUGAUAGGCUACUCACAGUAUUGUCUCUGAGUCUGGUUUCAGAAAGUAUUUAUUCAAUUAGCUGUAUAUUCGUUCAAUAGUAAAAUUGUCAUACUCACAAAAUAAAUAAAAAAAUUCCAUACGCAGAGAGGUUGCUAUAAGCCUUUCGCAAACGUCAUCAUAAUGAUAGGGUGGGUCUGGGUCAUGCCAAAUGGAACUUGCGCGAGGGAUUGCACGAGUGCAUGAUGGGCGUAUGAUGAUCCCGGAGAAUUCGGUCCACAAUGAGCCUUCCAUCUGCUGACAGUUUCCACAGGUACAGUACGCUGCAUUUCUAUUCAUUCACACAAUGAAUUGGUUUGAUGCAGGAAACUAUUGAUUGACAUUUGAUGCUUGAUUGCCUUCCUAUUCUACCUCUUAUCUCGAGGAUGAGCAGAGGGGUUGUGAUCUUAGAGACAGACAAUGCAUUAACAGUUUAUUUAACUUGUAUAAAUGUUUGCAUUAUGCCUUUGAACUCUUGAUUGUUUCAAUGCAUGAAUAUGUAUCCAAAACUGUAAUUUGAUGUUUUUGACAGAUGAUCAAUCAAUUCUGUGUUAUUAAUACAUCCUAUAUUUGAUUUAUGCAGCAAUGGAUCAGAUGGCAGACCAGAAAACCAGAACAGAUGAAGAAUGUGGAAAAGAAAUGGAAAGGAAAGGUGGAAAGAAAUGCUCUUUGGUAAGAGAUGGUAAGUUUUCUAAAAGAAAUUCACUUUACCUUAUUGAAAAAAAAAACUAAAAGCAAUGUUCUCAAUGUCAAAUAUCAGAUAUUUUUGAUUAUUUACAUACAUAACUAUUAUGGCAGAGUUGAUACAAUACAGCCAAGUGAACACACUACUCAACCUGGUCUCAGAGCAUUUUGUAUUAUUCUGUAUGUAAAUCCGAAACACUCCAUUUAGUAUGAUAUGUUACGAAUUACAAUUCAUACAAUAUGUUACGAAUUUGCCAAACGUAUAUGAUAUGUUAUGAAUUCUAGCUAGGUGGCUAACGUUAGCUAGGCUAGGGGUUAAGUUUAGGGUUAAGUUUAGGAGUUAGGUUAAAGGGUUAAGGUUAGGGUUGGGGAAGGGGAAGGGUUAGCUAAAAUGGUUAAAGUUAGGGUUAGGGGAAGGGUUAGCUAACAUACUAAGUAGUUGCAAAGUAGCUAAAAAGUAAUAAGUAGUUGAAAAGUUGUUAAUUAGCUAAAAUGCUAAAGUUGUCCAUAAUGAGUUUCGAACUCGCAACCUUUGAGUUGCUAGAUGUUCGCAUUAUACACCUACCCAUCCACCCGUCUAACCACCUUACUUUCAUUUUUGCCUUAAGUAAUCAUCUGUUUUAUCUAACCAUACCAAACGUAAGAUAUACUCAUUUGAGUGUCCCGAAUUUACCUUUACUAUCUUCCAUCUAGUCUAUGAGACCAGGCUGCACUACUACAUACACUAUAUAUAUAAAAGCAUGUGGACACCCUUUCAAAUUAGUGGAUUCGGCUAUUUCAGCCACACCCAUUGAUGACAGGUGUAUAAAAUCGAGCACACAGCCAUGCAAUCUCCAUAGACAAACAUUGGAAGUAGAAUGGUCUUACUGAAGAGCUCAGUGACUUUCAACAUGGCACCGUCAUAGGAUGCCACCUUUCUAACAAGUCAGUUCGUAAAAUGUCUGCUCUCCUAGAGCUUCCCUGGUCAACUGUAAGUGCUGUUAUUGUGAAGUGGAAAUGUCUAGAAGCAACAACGGCUUAGCCAUGAAGUGGUAGGUCACACAAGCUCACAGAAUUGGACCGCAGUCUGCUCAAGCGCGUUGCGUGUGAAAAUCGUCUGUCCUCGGUUGCAACAUUCACUACCGAGUUCCAAACUGCCUCUGGAAGCAACGUCAGCACAAUAAUUGUUUGUCAGAGGACUUCAUGAAAUGGGUUUCCAUGGCCGAGCAGCUUCACACAAGCCUAAGAUCACCAUGCGCAAUGCCAAGCAUUGGCUGAAAUGGUGUAAAGCUUGCCGCCAUUGGACUCUGGAGCAGUGGAAACACGUUCUCUGGAGUGAUGAAUCACGCUUCACUAUCUGGCAGUCCGACGGACGAAUCUGGGUUUGGCGGAUGCUAGAAGAACGCUAUCUGCCCCAAUGCAUAGUGCCAACUGUAAAGUUUGGUGGAGGAGGAAUAAUGGUCUGGGGCUGUUUUUCAUGGUUAGGGCUAGGCCCCUUAGUUCCAGUGAAGGGAAAUCUUAAUGCUACAUCAUACAUUGACAUUCUAGACGAUUCUGUGCUUCCAACUUUGUGGCAAAAGUUUGGGGAAGACGCUUUCCUGUUUCAGCAUAACAAUGCCCCCAUGCACAAAGCGAGGUCCAUACAGAAUUGGUUUGUCGAGAUCGGUGUGGAAGAACUUGACUGGCCUGCAAAGAGCCCUGACCUCAACCCUAUCGAACAUCUUUGGGAUGAAUUGGAACGCCGACUGCGAGCCAAGCCUAAUCGCCCAACAUCAGCACCCGACCUCACUAAUGCUCUUGUGGUUGAAUGGAAGCAAGUCCCCGCAGCAAUGUUCCAACAUCUAGCGGAAAGCCUUCCCAGAAGAGUGGAGGCUGUUAAGGGGGGACCAACUCCAUAUUAAUGCCCAUGAUUUUGGAAUGAGAUGUUCGACAAGCAUUUGUCCACAUACUUUUGGACAUGUAGUGUAGCUAGUGCCAUCCAAACUUGAAAAACUUGAAAAAAGCUUUGUGAUUCCUAGUGAGUGAAAGAGGCAUUGUAGAAAGUGUAGCAUGGAGGUAACAGUUAAAACAUGUAUCUCAUGCCUGCAGGCCUUAUUUCUCUAUUAGCUAAUGGGCACAGACCAGCUGCAGUAGUUACCUCAUUUAUUAGCUUACCCAGGGGCGUCUCAAUGAUUUCCAGCACUGGUACGCGGCAGAAUUAAUUGAUUCUAUAACUCCAUGCAUAUUUCUACUGUAUCUCCUUUUGACUAUUUAGUGUAUUCCUGUUUGGAAAAUGUGUCCAACAUGUUAAUAAAUCAUAGGACAUUAAAUGUUAAAUAAAAGGGAGACAAAAUGCAUGGUAAAUAAGUAAUUUAGAAUAGGUGGUAGAAAAAUAAACAGGGUAGAGCAGCCAAAGCAAUCAUUCAUUAAUAAGCAUUGAAAUUGGUCUGUGAAAAGCAGAUUAAUCAACUAUUAUGUUCCCUGUAAAACUGGAGAUACAAUUGAUGGAGGGCAUCAGAAUCAAAGUGAAAUAUAUCAAUACUGGGAUAUACAACACUGCUGCUUAGCUCUCAGAAUAAAUAAGUUGUGCACAUUGAACAAGUUACAAAUAAACACUUCCUACCACUUCUGGAAAAUAUAGACAUACAGAAGAAAAAAAAUUCAAAGCAAUGUUAGAACUAAUAGUGUUCAACCCCAACCCCAUAAUUAAAUAAUGAAGGUGAUCCUAGUUUGCACACUACAAGGUACUGAAAUUAUACUGAAUUACGUAGACUACCGCACAUCUCUAUCACAAGAUAGAGUGGCACCAAACUGUAGAGUGUCACCUGCUAAAGCCCCUAACAGCUGGAGGUGCAUCACUGUGUAGAUUUAUGCUGUGGAAACUAGGCUGCAAUAGAGGAUAGCUUAAAACCAAGCCCAGAUGUUAUUCUGUGCUGGGGAAUGGACAGUUGUCAAGUUCAAGGGAGGUUAUUCAAUCUAAACUCUUUAUAACAGUUUUCAAUCAAUAAUUUCCCCCACUGGAUAGCUACAUUGCUUUUCAGCGUAUUCUGCUUCCCGGUUAAGUAUUUUGUGAAUGACAGUUUAUUUUUAUGGAAACGGACAGGGGCGCAACUUUCACUGGGGACGGGGGGGCAUGUCCCCCCCCCCCCCCCCCCCCCCCACACACACACAUUCUGAAAUGAUUUCCUGUUUGAUAGGGGAGGUUCUGAGCGAGGCCCCAGUCAGUGUCCGGAAGCUGAGCGUCAUUCCAGAGAACGAGACAGAUCCAGGGAAGGCCGACACAGACCAGGCCUCCCAUGAUCCUCAGCGGCCCAGGGAGAAGGACAGCUCCACUUCCUCUCUGUUCACUGUGAACAAGUACCGCAGGAACUCCUCCUCAUCAGACUCUCUCUCCACCUCCUCUAAUCAGACCGACACAGGAGGUAAGUCACACAAGCUGCAUUCACACCAGCCUCAUGAUUGAACUAUUAUAAUGUUCUAAUACACUCCACAGUCCAAGUGACAAAGACAAAGUUCCCUAACACUGGUCUCUGUUUCAUGGCAAUUGUCUUCUAUAAACAGGUAGUCAGGACAUUAGCAAUAGGAUGUGCAGUAGCUCAAGUCAAAGCUGUAUACACAAUUCACAUCCUCUAUGGUCAAGCCACAGACCUACUGGUUGAUGUUUGUAAACCACUACUUAGUAAGAAUGUAAAAUGCGACCUAUUACUAGCUUCAUAUUUUACUCUGCUGUAAGCAUGUUUAAAUGCAUUUUUAUUAUAAGUUAUUAAAAUGUGUGAAUAAUUCAGAUACAGAAACGACAGUAGAAGAAAAUCCUAUAAUGUAAAAACUGGUCACAGCAGUGGAAACACUUUCACUUAAUGCAACACAAUUGAUUGCAUAUGUACUUGAAUUAUUAAAAACAUGGAUCAGUAAAAUUGCAAUGCACUGAUUAGAUACAUAUUUAUUAAGCAAUUGAUUCAAAAUUAUGUUUCACUACAUAGUUGUAGAGAUGUUGGUGUAUGGGAUAGAUUAUGAAAGUUAGCCUUUUAUUUGUUUGUUUACUGAGUGUAUUUGGACACUUAUCCAAAAAGCCUGGCAUAAGUUGCAUAGCUAGUUAUACUGCACUUGUGUGUUGCAAAGCUCUUUAUAUUAUAGCAUUAUCUCCAUAUUCUAACUGAUUAACAGUUAUAAAGACCAACUCCCAACAUAUUUCUCAGCAACAACCCACAUUAUUGCUGUCUCUUCAUGGUCAUCAUUUUAGCCCAGUGACCUCAUGUUUAAUGGCACCCAGGGGGGCAAACAUUUUUGCCAAGGGUGCUGGGAAGACCCACAGCACAUUGUUUCAGAGUAGCCACGGUGCAACUUUAGAAUAUUCCUAGUGAAAGACCCAUAGAGGCUGACGGUAAUUGAUUAUGUCUCCAAACAGCUUCCUCAGUUGUCUCCCUGUAAGGGAGUGAGAGGUGAUUUGCUAAAUUAUGCAUGUAUAAAGGAAUGCCCAGGGAGAGCGUGGAAGCUUUUAAAAUGUUCUAAACAAUAAGUGAGGACAGACAGCAUGCAGGUCUUUUAGGAGCACAGAUAAUCUAUGUCCUGAAGACAAAUCCCAAGGUAUAGUGGCUGGCCGUUGGAAGCAUUUAUUACAGUGCAGACUUUUAAAUGGGUCACAGUUAUGGAUUGUCCAGGCUGCCAUUUUUGUUUUAGGAGAUAACAUUUUCCUGUCACAUUUUUUGGAAUAUAAUGUCCUUAAAUAGACAUGUUCAUUCAUUCAUAGUAUGUCCUAAUUUCACUUAUUAAUUAAAUAAAAAAGUAACAACUUAUAAAGUAAGAGGGUUCAGCAUUAUCUAUGUAAUGUUGUACUAGAAUCUGAUCAUUCCUAAUGUUCUCCCAUGUUUUUCCCUCUGCCUCUCAGCUGACUGUGCAGGGAUUGUCCUGGACUGCCUCUUCUGUAGGUUCUACGAUCUGUUCCUCAUGUUGCCAGCCUCAUGUGACGAAGCCACCUAUUGCUGCUGCCCUUCCUACAGACAGUACUCCUCCUCAGUGGAGGCCAUACCUAGCAACGACUGCAACUGUAACUUGGACUUUGACUGUGGCCUGUUUGACACCUGUCAAGAGACAGGUGAGUUUCUGGAGCUGGCUAUGGAGCUUUCUGAGAUAUGUUACCGCUAG